AUGUUAAAGAAACCACAUCAUACCACAAAUAAAUCAACUUCACUAUUUGAAAUCAGAUUGAAAAACUUAGAACAUGAUGUAUUAGUAUUGAAAGGAAAUGAACAUGAAGCAGGAUCAGUACUAAUUUCUGGAAAUAUAGUAAUAUCAGUAAAUGAACCAAUAACAAUAAAAAAAUUAUCAUUGCGAUUAUACUCAACUUUGAAACUCAAAGCUGAUCUAACUUCUGCUUCAUCAGCAACUGUUGGAAAUAAUAGAAAACUUUUAAAUUUUAAAAAACAAAUUUAUGAAUAUAAUUGGGAUUCAAAUGAAUUUAAUAAAUAUUUUGAUCAUAUGUAUGAAAAUUCAAGUGUUGGAAAUAAUGGGGCAAUAAAUCCGCCACCUCAAUUGGUUAAAAAUCAUUCAACUUCAUCUCUCAAGGGAUUAGGUGGUCUAAGAUCUAAAAGUGGGUUAAACUUAUCAACUUUGUCAAAUAAUAAUAGUUCAACUAAUCUAAACAAAGCUGCAUUAAAUCAUUCAAUGGGUUCAAAUCAUGUCUUAGUUCAAGGAAAUUAUGAAAUCCCAUUUAGUGCAAUUUUACCUGGAAAUAUACCGGAAUCUAUUGAAGGAUUACCUGGUUGUUCAUCAAUUUAUAGAUUAGAAGCAACAAUUGAUAGAGGGAAAUUUCAUAGUACAAUGAUAACAAAAAAACAUAUUAGAGUCGUAAGAACAUUAACUACUGAUGCAGUUGAAUUAUCAGAAACUAUAGCUGUUGACAAUACAUGGCCUAAAAAAGUUGAGUAUUCAUUAAGUUGUCCAACAAGGGCAUUAGCUAUUGGUAGUGGGACUCCAAUUAGUAUGAUGCUUGUACCUUUGUUAAAAGGUUUAACAUUAGGAGAUAUUAAAAUACAAUUAGUUGAAUUUUAUUCAUAUGUUGGAAAUAUCCCACCAAUGCAUUCAGCGGAAAGGAUUAUUGCUUCAAAGAAAGUCGCAAAACCCAAACCAAAUGAAUAUGAAUUUGAUAAAUGGGAAUUAGAAACUUUUAUGAAAAUUCCUGCAAGUUUAUCAAAGUGUUGUCAAGAUGUUGAUUUAAUGCAACAUGUUAAAGUAAGACAUAAAUUGAAAUUUAAUAUUGGAUUAGUUAAUCCUGAUGGUCAUGUUUCUGAAUUAAGAGCUUCCUUACCUGUACAAUUAUUUAUUUCACCAUUUGUGACAGUAAGUUCAAAACAUGAUGAUGAAGUUAGUGAAGAUGAACGUAAAGGUGAAGAGGAUAUUUUAUUUACUAGUGAUUCGUAUGAUGAUUUAAACUAUUUGGGAAAUGGUAAUAAUAAUAACAAUGGAAGUACACUAAAUUCAAACAGUAGCUCACAUACUUCAUUAACUGGUUUAGUUGCUCCUCCAUUAUAUGAAAGACAUAUAUAUGAUAGAUUAUGGUCUGAUGUUUCACCAAUUGAAACUCCAUUAACUUCAGGUACAUCCACUCCAAGAAGUAGACAAGGUGGUUUGAAUAAUUAUGGUGAAUUUUCAAUGCAACCAUUAGAUUCAUCAGCAUUAAGUGAAAAUUUAAGACAAUUAAGUAUUCAAAGACAAGCUCAAGAAGCAGAGGCCAAUAAUCAUCAUGAUAAUAAUAACGGUAGAGCUACUUUUAAUUUUGAAGAUGAAGAUAAUCAACAAUCUCACACUGCUCAACCUGAUUAUUUCAAUAAUAGACCAUCAGCAAUUUCAAGAAAUCAUAGCUUUUUAAAAGAUCCACUUAUGACUCCAAUGACUCCUCCAGUACAUUUAUCUCGUGUAAAUUCAGAUGCAAAUUUGUAUAAUUCAAAUGAAAUGAAACAAGUUCCAUCUUAUAGCCAAGCUAUUAAAAGUGAUACAAUGGAUGAUUUAUCACCAGCUUAUGAGCCUCCUUCAUCAAAUUCAAGUAUAAAUUUAAAUGAAUUGAAUAAGAAUUUACAACCAUCUAAUCAAAGACCAAACAUAGGCUCAAGAAACUCAACGUUACUGAAACUAAGUAGUUCAAGAAAUUCUUCAACAAAUUCUUCCCCUUCUAAUUCAAGAAAUGUCUCCUCAUCAAAUUUAUCUAAUUUAUUACCAUCUAAAAAAUCAUCAAGUAAUUUAUUGAACAUUGGUUCAUUGACCCCUUCAAGCGGUCAUGGUAGUGGUUCAAAUAGUAAUGGAAAUUCAUCAAUUAAUUUAUUAUCUACAUCACCAGUAAGUCAUUUAAGAAAUCCAACAAAUCAUUCAAUACAAAGCGAAAAUAACAGUAGUACCAAUAAUUCUUCAAAUCAUAGUAUAAGUCAAUUAUCAAGUAGUGCUAAUGAUAGGCAAAAUGGUAUACCAAUGAGAACUAAUUCAAGUUUGAGUUUGCAUAAUUUACAUUUAUUUAGUAAAAAAAAUAAUAAAAAAGCUGGAUAG
Messenger RNA from Lodderomyces pseudojiufengensis, 2388 nucleotides. RefSeq names its product Rod1p (gene ROD1). Gene Ontology annotation, cellular component: plasma membrane; cytosol; cytoplasm. The transcript has a single exon. Gene Ontology annotation, biological process: ubiquitin-dependent endocytosis. Gene Ontology annotation, molecular function: protein-macromolecule adaptor activity; ubiquitin protein ligase binding. The record is from RefSeq and is a predicted model, not a curated record. Bases 1 to 2388 code for a protein of 795 amino acids. NCBI's taxonomy places the organism in Eukaryota, Fungi, Ascomycota, Pichiomycetes, Serinales, Debaryomycetaceae.